Ambispora gerdemannii is the source of this 476-nucleotide messenger RNA. The record is from the annotation of a GenBank genome assembly. NCBI's taxonomy places the organism in Eukaryota, Fungi, Glomeromycota, Glomeromycetes, Archaeosporales, Ambisporaceae.
AUGAGUCUGUUGGUUACGACUCCUAGUGGCUCGUCAACUAUUUUGCGCUGUGUCACCCAAGGGGAAAUGGCGGAAAGAAUCAUCAAAGAAGUUGAAGAAAAUGAAGUAAUAGAAGUCCGCGGUUAUUUAAGAAAUGAAAAAGACAGCCGACAAAUAAUAACAAAAGUAGUAGAUUUUAAGAAACUUGAGCAGGAUUUUGAUGAAAUUAAUCUUGAAAAUUCUAAUCGAGUGCGAUUACUCGGUAAAAUAAUUACUGAUUUGCAAGGUUCAGAAAAUAAACAAAACUCAGAAGUAUUAUCUUUCAAACUAGCUGUUCCCCGCGAAGGAGUCAAAUCACCACUUUUCUUUUGCCGAGUCCACGGAAAAUUAAUAACCGAAUUUAAUGAAAAAUUAAAAAAAGGUGAUAUUAUUCUCCUGGAAGGAUUUUUACAAACCAAAAAAAUAGAAGAAAGUUUCGGCGAAGAAAAUGAAAAAAA